Aureobasidium subglaciale EXF-2481 is the source of this 1683-nucleotide messenger RNA. RefSeq lists its product as uncharacterized. The transcript has 2 exons. The record is from RefSeq and is a predicted model, not a curated record. Bases 1 to 1683 code for a protein of 560 amino acids. Gene Ontology annotation, molecular function: asparagine-tRNA ligase activity; ATP binding; nucleic acid binding. Lineage: Eukaryota; Fungi; Ascomycota; Dothideomycetes; Dothideales; Saccotheciaceae. Gene Ontology annotation, cellular component: cytoplasm. Gene Ontology annotation, biological process: asparaginyl-tRNA aminoacylation.
AUGGCCGACAAACCUUCCAUAUACAUUGACGAGGAGAAGGGCAUUGACGCCGAGUCUGCCUCAGGCACCGAACAAGCUCCCUACAAGUCCGUCCAGCACGCUUUCCUCCAGCACGGCGAUGCCGCCCAGUACCAAGUCCGCAAGAGCGCAGAGGACCCCGAAUGGAAGCCCGCCGCAAAGGCCGCCCUGAAGAAGGCCGCCAACUACGCCGACGCCCAGAAGAAGAAGGCCGCAAAGGAAAAGGACCUCGUCAUCCGCCAGCAAAAGGAGGAAGAGGACCGCCAGAAGGUGCUCGACGAGGCCAAGAAGAUUGUCAUCAAGGAGGACACCUCUCUUCCCGAGGCAAAGAAGAUGAAGCUCGACAACAAGGCUGUCCAGCUCCGUGGCAACGGUGUCGAGAAGGGCACUCGCGUCCGCGUCUUUGGUCGCGUUCACCGCUACCGCCAGCAGAAGGGUCUCGUCUUCAUCACCCUCCGUGAUGGCUACGGCUUCAUGCAGUGCAUUCUCCAGGGCGACCUCGCAAAGUCCUACGAUGCCAUCACUCUUGCCCGCGAGAGCAGCAUGGAGAUUGUCGGUGAACUCGCACAGGUCCCUGAGGGUGCCCACGCUCCUGACAACCGUGAACUCCACGCCGACUACUUCAAGGUCCUCUUCAAGGCCCCCGGUGGUGACGAGGCCAUCACCAACAAGGUCCAGGCCAAGGGUGACGCGCAGACUCUUCUCGACCUCCGCCAUCUCACUCUCCGUGGUGAAGUCGCUUCCAACGUCAUGUUUGUCCGCGACGCCGUCGAGUAUGCCUUCCACCAAGUCUACAAGGAGGUCCGCUGCCGCAAGGUCUCGCCCCCUGCUCUCGUCCAGACCCAGGUCGAAGGUGGAGCCACCCUCUUCAAGUUCGACUACUACGGCGAACCCGCCUUCCUCACCCAAUCCUCCCAACUCUACCUCGAGACCGUCAUCCCCUCCAUGGGCGACGUCUACUGCAUCGAAAAGUCGUUCCGCGCCGAGAAGUCCCUCACCCGCCGCCAUCUCUCAGAGUACACACACGUCGAAGCCGAACUCGACUUUAUCACUUUCGACGACCUCCUCGUCCACCUGGAAGAAGUCAUGUGCCGCGUCAUCGAAGUCACCAUGAGCGACCCUAAGAUUGCCGCCAUCAUCAAAGACCUCAACCCUGACUUCCAAAUGCCCCAACGCCCCUUUAUGCGCAUGAAGUACGCCGAAGCCAUCGACUGGCUCGUCGAACACAACAUCCCCAACGAAGAAGACCAACCCCACAAAUUCGGCGACGACAUUGCAGAGGCCGCAGAGCGCAGAAUGACAGACAUCAUCAACAAGCCCAUCUUCUUGACCCACUUCCCCGUCGAGAUCAAGGCUUUCUACAUGCAAAAGGAUCCUCAGGAUAAGCGUGUCACUGAAUCUGUGGAUUGCUUGAUGCCCGGUGUCGGAGAGAUUGUGGGUGGAAGUAUGAGAAUGGAUGAUUAUGAUGAGUUGAUGGCUGCCUAUGAGCGCGAGGGCAUCGAUCCCAAGCCUUACUACUGGUACACUGAUCAACGCAGAUACGGUUCUUCCCCCCACGGUGGCUACGGUCUCGGUCUCGAGCGCUUCCUCGCUUGGUUGUGCAAACAGCACACCGUCCGUGACACUUGCCUCUACCCUCGCUACAUGGGCCGUUGCACUCCCUAG